Aspergillus versicolor CBS 583.65 is the source of this 840-nucleotide messenger RNA. Its product is annotated as ankyrin repeat domain-containing protein. Bases 1 to 840 code for a protein of 279 amino acids. The transcript has a single exon. Gene Ontology annotation, molecular function: protein binding. NCBI's taxonomy places the organism in Eukaryota, Fungi, Ascomycota, Eurotiomycetes, Eurotiales, Aspergillaceae. The record is from RefSeq and is a predicted model, not a curated record.
AUGCCAGCCUUCAACCUGUUCAAGCUCCCCUCAGAGCUCAUCUACAUAGUCGUCGAGCAUCUCCCCCCCUCAUCGCUCACGGCAUUCGCAGAAAUCUCACCCACCACAAAUCAAAUGAGCACUCAAGCCAUCAACGCUCUAACAGCCGACGCUGUAAUAGAAGACUACAAGACGGCAUGCAAAGAGAACAACCACAGCACAAUCCUCCGACUCCUCCCCUUCAUCCUCCCCGAACCCCCCCUCUCCAUAAACGCCCACAUCGCCCUCCUUUAUACCUGCCGAACCAGCUGCGGCGAAGCAGUCAACCUCCUAGCCCGCAAAGGCAUCCCGCUGCACGAACACAGCGCCAGAACACAACCCAAAUCCACCAGCCUCGACCUCGCAGACUGGCUCGACACGCCCUUCCUCAGCGCCGCACGAAACACCACCACCGACGCUCUGAAAGCCCUCUUCGCCAACGGCGCCUCGCUGUCCAGCAUCGCCUACUUCACCGCGGGGUCACCCAGUCUAGCCGGUAUAGCCAUGAACCCGGACCAUUACCUGCACCAUGCGGCGUCGGAGGGUCUGAUUGCUGUUGUGAAGUGGCUGCUUGUGGAGUGUCCGGAUUAUGAAGAUGUGGAUAUUGAUGUGCCGGAUUUUCUGAAGAGGACGCCGCUUAUGUUUGCGGCUUUUACGGGCAAGGUGGAGAUGGUCAGGACGCUGCUUGCGCUGGGGGCGAAUGCGUGGCAGUGUGACUUUCGGGGGUGGGAUGCGCAGCGCAUGGCUGUUCAGAAUGAAGAGUUUGAGGUUGUCAAGGUGCUCUCUGCGCAUAAGCAUGCUCUAACUCGAGGCCGAUGCUGA